Aethina tumida (small hive beetle) is the source of this 3248-nucleotide messenger RNA. Its product is annotated as collagen alpha chain CG42342. The transcript is spliced from 21 exons. Bases 309 to 2129 code for a protein of 606 amino acids. NCBI's taxonomy places the organism in Eukaryota, Metazoa, Arthropoda, Insecta, Coleoptera, Nitidulidae. The record is from RefSeq and is a predicted model, not a curated record.
GGCCCGACGGGCCCCAAAACCUGAUUCAUCCCUGUCCGUUCCGCGUCGACCGAAAGUUACUGCGCUCGCAAUCAGUUGAGCCGCGACAGGCUGCAGAGUUGGUGGGUCUGUGAGCGACGGUCCCCCCGUACAAAACACGCACACGUUUUUCCCGAUCGUCCCUUCCACAACACGUUCCCAGUUCCGUUUGGCGACAAUCAUAGAGACGGUCAUUGUGAUGUGUUUUUGACAGGGACGGUUUAAUAAAUAAUCACCCACCGUGAUGUACUAAUUGACGCAUCUCCAUCACAAUUUAGAGGGUUGUAAUCAUGGAGCCCGACCCCCUGAACUCACCCCCGGGUGCCAAAAAGACCAACAGCAAACCGAAGCCCGACGAGGACAUGGACAGUAAUCGCAAAUCGAAAACGUCGAGCAAUGGACUCAACUUGGUGGUGUGUGUUUUGUGUUUAGUGUGUGCGUCUUCGAGUGUUUACAAUGGGUGGCGGGAAAGCGGCCUCGAGGGCCGGCUCCACUUCCUGGAGGACAGGGUGGCGGAGCUGGAGCGGAAGUCCGUCGAGGAGGCGGACGUGCUGGUGGAGAGGUUUCGACGCGAGGCGGUCGAGCACAUGCGGCGGCGGUCGGUCAGGGAUUUGGCGGCCGAGAAGCAGAUCGAGGACGUCGUGAGGACCACGAGGGAGGCACCUGAAUGCAUUUGUCCCGCAGGUCCUCCAGGCCCGCCGGGCCCUCCUGGUCCGCCCGGAAAACGCGGAAGGAAGGGAAAGAAAGGCGAAGCAGGUGAAGCAGGUCCUCAGGGGUCUCCUGGUACGCCGGGCAAGAACGGCUUUCCGGGUCCGAUCGGGUUGGACGGUCCGAAGGGCGAGCCGGGUCGGCCCGGCGAGAAGGGCCAGAAAGGGCAAGUGGGCAGUGCAGGAAUUGACGUGUUGCAAGCUGUUAAACUGCCAGGGAGGGGUUUAAAGCGAUCAGUUACAACACUCAGGGGAGGAACAUUGGGGUACGCCGAGAUCGUAGCCGUAAAGGGUGAACCUGGAGAGCCGGGACCGCCAGGACCUCCAGGACCUCCCGGCCCCGAGGGAAUGCCCGGACACGACGGCAGACAAGGUAUGCCAGGAGAACCAGGACCGGCCGGCGAGCGAGGCGAACCAGGUCCCAUGGGCCCUAUUGGGCCGCCCGGAAUGGACGGACUCAUCGGUGCGAAGGGCGACAAGGGAGCAAGAGGAUUAUUGGGUGUACCAGGGAUGCCAGGACGCUUGGGAUUACCUGGUUCACCAGGUAGAAAUGGUUCGAAAGGAGAUCCAGGCAUUCCAGGACCAAAGGGCGACAAAGGCGAACGAGGCUUAACGACAACGUUAACAGGAGACCAGUUCCCGACAGGAAUAAUCGAAGGACCACCUGGACCUCCAGGACCGCCAGGUGAGAAGGGUGAAUCUGGACCUUUGGGACCGCAGGGUGCGCCUGGAGAAAAGGGUGCCCGAGGGCGACGCGGCAAACGGGGUCGAGAUGGAGACGUGUUGUCCCGAGGUCCUCCCGGUCUCCCGGGCCAGAAGGGGGACAGAGGCCACCCGGGUCCCAAGGGGGACACGGGCGAUAGAGGUUUUACGGGUUUUUCAGGGCCUAAAGGUGACAUGGGUCUAACCGGUCCUUCAGGAGAGCCCGGAAUAAAUGGCGAACCAGGACCACAAGGUCCUCCAGGACUCCCAGGUCAACUUGGACCCAAAGGAGAGAAGGGCGACUACGGAGACAUCGGACCGCCGGGUCUGAUGGGACCACCUGGAUUACCAGGACCUCCAGGAUACCCUGGACAAAAGGGCGAGAAAGGCGACAAAGGCGAAUCGAAAUACAAGAAGCUCAGAAGACGACAGUUCCAGGGAGACGGAACCGGAGAAAUCACUGUGGGUGAAGUAAUCUCAGGUCCUCCUGGACCACCAGGACCUGCAGGAACACCUGGACUUCAAGGACCUCCUGGCAUUAAAGGUGAUAGGGGAAUGGACGGAAUCAAAGGAGAACCAGGUGAAAAAGGAGUGAAAGGCGAGCGAGGUCCUAUGGGAUUACCGGGUCCCAUGGGUUUGCGGGGAGAAAGCGGAAGGCCAGGCGAUUAUGGGAAGCCAGGGCUGAUGUACCCCAGAAUGUAAUAUCAAAUGGUUUAGGAGGACAAUAACUGGUAAACAAGCUAGAAGAUAUUGAAAACAACUGCCAAGAAACAUCAUCGCGAAGAUGUUAAGUGUAAAAUUAUUCAUGUUAUAUAAAAAAAAGGAUUCAUUGUCGCAACAGUAGACAUCUCAAAAAUGCUUUUGGCCACGAAUACGUCUGCUAGCAAUAGACUAGUCAGUUUUUUCUUGGUACUUCUAGACAACUUAAUAGAAUGUAUAUAAGGAUACAAUUUACAGAAAUGAAGAUUUUAAAACUUGGCUAUGUUUUUUAAAACUGUCCUAAUAUAAAAUGUUUUAUAGUAAAUGUACAGUGAAAUAUAAACUAACAUUACUCAUAGGUGGCUAAAUUCUUUUUGAAAUGUAUAUAAAUGCAAAAAUAAAGAUAUAUUCUAAAACAACUAGGAUUAACUAUAGAAAUGUUUUUAUAUUAUCUUUGUAUUUAAAAACCAUAUGCUGUAUUUAUUGCUAUUUUAAUAUUUAUUAUUAUACAUAGAUAAUGUUGAUACUGUUGUUAUGGAUAGGUACAACAAAGCAGAAAACAAAACGUUGAUUUUUCUGAUUACUCUACGCACAUCUACGCAUUUUGGAGAUUUCAUCAGUGUUCGACAAUAAAAUUAAUUUGAACAGUAUUGUUUGAGGAUACGAAUUUUGUUGUAUCUAACUAAAACGAUCCACUGCCUGUAAAGGCAAACAAACCAUUUUACGUCCAUUUAGUACUUAACACUCUCUUGAAUGUAAUGAAGAGUCAAUUUGAAUAGGAAAAAGAGUGUAAGUAGAUAUGCAGUGAAGAUCAAUUUUUAUAUAAAUAUAUCGCUAUUACUAUUUAUUAUAUUUGUAAAAAGGAAGUUUUGCAAAAUCAUUAAUUUAUAAGUUAUAACAGUGUUGUAAUAUAAAUGUUACAUUUUUAUAGGUGUCUUAUAGUAGAUUAUAGAUUGUAAUAAAUAUACAGGUUAUAUUACGUGACUGAUUUUAGAAUUAGGGUUUGUGAAACCUAAAAAUUGUACAAUAUUUUAAUUUUAAUAAUUAGACAUAACGAGCUUGGUGUAUUAUUAACAUGUACUAAAUAAAUGUAUGUGCAUGUGCUGUAACUAUUAAAUUUUU